Molecule: messenger RNA, 6428 nt
Organism: Xyrichtys novacula (pearly razorfish)
Lineage: Eukaryota; Metazoa; Chordata; Actinopteri; Labriformes; Labridae
Source: the annotation of a GenBank genome assembly
CUUUUUCUCAACACCAUCUGUUGAAGAGGGGAAUCCUGCUCUGUGUUGCUGUGUCUGUCAGUUUGAGGUUGAGCUCUCACCUCUUACUUCUUGUAAGUGGUGAGAGCGCUCACUUCUUGUAAAUGGUGGGGAUCAAACUGUUAUCAUGUGAACUUAACUCUCACUUUCAAUUUGACAUGGAGCAACCAUUGGUUACUGUGUUCGGGGGCAGGCCAGUUUAUAAGGAGCUGCAGCAGAUGGUCUGAGAACAGUUGCAUCACAUUAGCUGCUGCAUCACUCUGAAAUCUCAAGACGAAACAUGGCCAGUAAGUUUGGUAAGUCAUCAUACCUGUUUUUAUUGACUGAUUGAUUUCUUGUGCUUGAACACUUCUUCUCAGAGCUUCAGCUCAUCUUAUACAACUAUUAGAUACACUUUGCCGUAAAAGUCAGGGAUUUAAAUUCUCUGUUACAACAACAGCUUUCUGUUCAUGGCAGCAUUUUAAUGAUAAUGGUAAUAAUGCGUCUUAUUUAUCGGUGCCUUUAAAGCACUCAAGGUCACCUUACAAGAGGAGGUUAAAAAAAGACGAAUAAAUGAGUCCAUGAAGUAAGUUAAACAAUAAAUGAAAGAGUGUAGGUCGACUGAAAGAAAUCAGUCAGAAUGAAUAUGCCAGUUUGAAGAGAUGAGUUUUCAAAUGGGAUUUGAAAAAUAGAGAGUUAAUAUUUUGGGGUGCAACUAAAAGCUCUGGAGUCCAUGGUCGUCAAAUGGGAAAUAACUUUGUUUUACUCCUAGUGGAGUAGUGGACUUGUACAAAUAGGUUACCCUUUUAGAUACAUUACAUUUAAAGUAGUCUUUAAAUACUCCAGUGGCAUAUUUUAGACUUAGAAUAGAAUAGAAUAUUCCUUUAUUGAUUCCCCAUAGGGGAAAUUUUUCUCACAGCAGCAUCACAGACAAAGAGUGCAAAAAUGCAGUUAUAAAAAUAAAGAUUGUAAUGUCAAGAACUUAAAUAAAUGUAAUAAUUACGAAAAAAAAUUAGGAAAAAGGGAGAAGAAAAAUAAAACUAAAUGCAAUAUACACAAUCUAAAUGCCAGAAAAAAAGUGGUGGUGUGAGUCCAGUUUUAUUACAGUUCUUUGUAAAGUAUUAUCGCAGAAGGGAGGAAUGACCUGCGGAAGUGCUCCGUCUUGCAAGGCCGGAGUCUCAGUCUGCUGCUGAAGGAGCUGCUUCAGGCCCCCACAGUAUCCAUGAUGGAUACAAGCUUUGCUAACAUCCUCCUCUCACCCACCUCCUCCUGGGAGUCCAAAGAGCAGUCCAGGACAGAACUGGCCCUCCUGACCAGUCUGUUCAGUCUCUUCCUGUCCCUCUCGGUGCUCCCUGCCCCCCAGCAGACCACUGCAUAGAAAGGUGCAGAUGCUACCACAGAGUCAUAGAAAGUCCUGAGCAGAGUCCUGCACACUCCAAAGGACCUCAGUCUCCUCAGCAGGUGGAGACGACUUUGGCCCUUCUUGUACAGGACGUCUGUGUUGGUUGACCAGUCCAGUUUGUUGUUGAGGUGGACACCCAGGAAUCUAUAGGACUCCACCAUCUUGAUGUCCAGACCCUGGAUGUUCACUGGAACAGUCUGAGGUGUCCUCCUCCUGCAGAAAUCCACAGGAGGAGGACACCUCAGACUGUUCCAGUCUGACUUCCCCUCUGUUCAACUUCAUCUUAAAUGUUAAUAUUAUUGUAAAUACAGUUACAAAACACUUAUCACUAAUAACAGUAUAUACAGCUUCUAAAGUUUAAUUAAUGUUUAUUGAGUGAUUACAGCUAUGUGAACCUUGAUCAAAAUUAAUAUUUAUUACUUCUCAUAAGCCCCCUAUAUGCAUUCACUGGAGUCUUGUUAACAAUUGAAAGACCACAGAUGAACCUUAAAUAGAUGUUAUUAUUAUGACUGAGACAGUAAAAGAUCAAUGCCAUGUAAUGGUUAAUAAACCUUUAUUAAGCACUUAAAAACAAUUAACAAUGCACCUCUGCAGCUACUGCAUCUAAAGUGGGAACAGUGACUAUGAAGAUGAACAAUAUUAAGAAUAACAUUGGCAGCAGGUAGUUUCUCAUCAUCAGCUGGAGGAGAUUCAUAUUUCACAUGCUGCACACCAGUCAACAUUUUAUCAGGAGAAAGGAUCACUCUGUCCCUCUCUGACUACCUGUUGAAUUAACGUCACUACUGUGUAGUAACUUAUAAUGUUAUAACAGCUCAUAAUGUAAUAACUUCUAUUUAAUAAAAGGUCAUAAUGUAAUAAUCAGCUCAUAAUGUAAUAAAAUCAUCAGCUUAUAACGUAAUGAGGUCUUUAUGCAUAAUGUAAUAAUGUAAUAACUUUUUACGUUAUUAGCCUAACUUAUUCUGCUGAUAAUGUAAUAACAGCUCAUAGUGUAAUAAUGGCCUAAACUGUGAGAAAAGUGUUGCAUUAUCACUAUUUACCUGUCAAAUAAAGGUGUAAAUAAAGCAAAAGGCAUGGGUUUCAGCACAUUAAUAAACAAAUUUGGGAAACUUCAUAGCCUUUUAUUUAAUAGUAACUGUAUUCUUACAUUUUGUUGAUGUAUAAAGUUAAGCAAAUAGGUGGCAUCCAUGAGAGUUGUUUUGGGCCUUUGAGAACAUUGUACUCACUACAAUUGUCUGACUAAUGCAGGUCAGCAGCACUUUUUGUGACCUCUAAAGUUCUACUAGAAAAUUCCCUCUGGAAAAUGUAAACAGGGCCUAGCUGCUAUUUCUUAUGUUUAAGCAGGCCACUAUUCUGUGUUCUUUGUCGUCUGUGUCUCAGGAUUUUCUAUGAACUUUUCGGACAUGCUUUCUCAGUAAUCUUUCCCCUAAACUAAACCGGUAAGCCACUUUUAACAUGUUAAUCAGUGGUGCCAGUGCAUAGCUUAGCAGUUUUGAAGCCUACUUGCAGAUAUUUGUGCCUCUGGGACAGGAAAAAAAAAGUGAAUUUUAAUGUUCAAGUACACAAAUUAAAAGAUUAAAUCUUAAGAGUAUUUCACAAACUGCCAUGAGAUUUCGUUGUAUUGUUUGGUAAGUUAACUGAAUUCCAAUGUUAUUUUGUUUUAUGUGCAUGGCAAGAUGGAGCACUUCUGUCAUGCAGCGACAAAGUUUCACUAAUUUUGUUUCUUAAUGUGUUGAAACCCAUGCCUUUUGCUUUAUUUAAACCUUUAUUUGAGAGGUAAAUAGUGAUAAUGCAACACUUUUCUCACAAUUUAGGCCAUUAUUAAAUUAUCAACUGUUAUUACAUUGUGAGUUGCUACACUUUUUUGCCUGUUAUCAGACAUGAGGGGCAGAGAGAGAACAGGUAAAGAUCGUCUUGAUUAUUCAUGGCAAUGGCAUUACACACAGGUAGCCAAGAAAAAAGUCACUUAACCACACUGGGAAGCUUGAGUGUUGUAUUCACCUGACACUAAUUCCCUUAACUCUUGAUCUGACCCAAAUGUUAUUAACCAAAAUCUGUAGCAUUUAUUUAUACCUGAUGUGAUUCAUAUUUAUUGCAGACCAAAAGAAUGAGGCUGUGAGGAUGGUGAUGGUGGGGAAGACUGGAAUUGGGAAAAGUGCCACUGGAAACACCAUCCUGGGAACACACUGCUUUGAAUCACAGUUUGGUGCAGAGUCCAUGACUGUAAACUGUGCCAAGGGUGAAGGCACAGUGGACGGACAAAAGGUGGCUGUGAUUGACACCCCAGGCCUGUUUGAUACCAGGUUUGGGAUGGACAAGACAGCCAAAGACGUCAGCCAGUGCAUCACUUAUGCUUCUCCUGGUCCCCAUGUGUUCCUGGUGGUCAUCCGGCUGGGUAGAUUCACUGAAGAAGAAAAGCAGACGGUGCAAAAGAUUCAAGAGAUCUUUGGUCAGGCAGCAGACAGAUACAGCAUGGUUCUCUUUACUGGAGGAGACGAGUUAGAGGCGGAAGAAAAAACUAUUGAAGAUUUCUUGGCUAAAAGCGCAGACCUGCAGGAGCUUGUCUCCAGGUGUAAUGGUCAGUACCAUGUCUUCAAUAACAGAAAAAAAAAAGAUCGCUCUCAGGUCACUGAGCUGCUCCAGAAGAUCAGAAACAUAGUGCUGAAGAACGGAGGAAGCCACUACACCAAUGAGAUGUUCCAACAAGCUGAGAAGGCAAUCGAAGAGAAGAAACAACGCAUAUUGAAGGAGAAAGAGGAGCAAAUACGCAAAGAAAGAGAGAAACUUGAGAAGGACAUACAGCAAAAGUAUGAUAAAGAGAUGAAAAGAAUCAGUGAGCAACUGCAGGCUGAGAGAGAGAGGGAGAAGAAACAGAGAGAGGAGGAGACAAAGCAAAUGAAGGUGGCGAUGGAUGAAAACAUGAAGAGGAUGAGGGCAGAGACAGAAGCAGAGAGAAAGAAAGAGAGAGAGGAGAAAGAAAUGGAGCUGAAAAACAUGAUGGCAAAAGUAAAGGAAGAGCAUGACAGGGAGCUAAAAGAGGAGAAAGAAAAGCUGAUAAAUAGCCAUGAAAGAAGGGCCCGGCAGCUUGCUGAGGAUUCAAAUCCUUUUGCAAAUUUUCUUAAAUCAUGUGUGAUUUUAUAAUUGGGUCGUCCCAAAUUCAGGCAGUUCAACUACAGCCUGCAAAUCUCAAAUAGUGUGCAGGAGUUUGCUUUCAAUUUCUGAUGGAUUCAGUUAUUGCCUUAAAAGAGAUGUGCAAUGGUGUCCUCUCACUUUGGGAAAAUAACAUGAGUGAGAAUAUUCAGAUUUCAUUUGUUAAUGGAGCUUUUGUUUAAGUUGUGAAAAGGUUCAACUCAUACACAUCUCCUUCCUUUUUUUUCUUUUUAGUGUUUUUUCUGUGUGAUUUUUGUAAAAGGCCUGAAAGGAUAUUUUAAAAUGUCUGAGUAUGAUUGUCCUAGCUCAGGCCAAACUCAAUCAGUAACAUAAAGCGUUACAUUUUGUGAUCAUUAUUUCCAUUCAUGAAAAUAAUGUUUUUCAUGGAAAAACAUUAUUUUGUUUUUAUACAGACUCCCAGUCCUUCAGAGGAUUUGUGUCUUUGUGAACAGGUGGUGUCACCGGGAGAUUAGAUUUUCAUUAAACAUCUGUAACACCUGUUUCUAAUUUCUUUUUUUUUUCCCCAUCAGAUUUUCUCAUAACACCUGAACGUUUAUUUGUGCUUACAUUUGUUUUCCAUUUCUGUUGGCUUUAGUAUGUUUAUAUCAUUAAUGUCAGGGUCGAUUAUAAUGAAAACCAAGCAUGUUUUCACUGAACUAAAGCAGAAAUAAAGACAUGAUAUUACGUCCUCUGUAUGUUCCAAUCUGUUCAGUCAAAAGCUGAAAGGUCACUCAAAGGGUUCAUAAAGUGUUCACCAACCUUUUGUUACUAGGCUCCCAGCUAGAGAUUCAGACAUUUAGAGAGGAUUGGUUUAUGCAGGUUAUAAAUAAUCAAAUCAAUCAAUCAAAUUUUAUUUAUAUAGCACUUUACAAUAUCCCAAAUGGUACCCAAAGUGCUUUACAUAAAAGCAAUAAAAUAACACAAGAAAAAAAAAUACCAUUAUAAAAUAAUACAAUAGAAUAGAAUAAUACAAGAACGAUGAAAUAAUAAAAAUGAAUAUGAGAAACAAAUAAUACAAUAAAAUAGUAUGUAGAAGUGCUAAAAACCUAUAAGUACAGGACUACCUAGUCAGAGUUAAAAGCAAGUCUAAAAAGGUGCGUCUUUAACUUUGAUUUAAAUAAACUGAGGUCAGUGGUGGUGCGUACAUCUAGCGGCAGUCUGUUCCACAGCCUAGGAGCUGCAACAGCAAAAGAAAUAGUCAAUAGUAGAUUCAGCAGCUGGUUGUGCUUCCAAAUUCUUAGUGGCCAACUUGUGGGCCUGAUCAACAUUCAAACCAAUAAUUUUCAUUCAAUAUCAAUAUUCAUAUUCAAGUCUAGUAAUUGUCCUGCUGUACGGUUCAAAACCACAUUGAACUUAAUGUUUCCAUUCAUUGUAAGGUCAUGACAUUAGAGUUUUUCUGUUAGCAUUUUAAACAAGACCCAGUCCUAACACUGACCAAUCAGAACCAGCCUGGCCAUUACUGGGUAUUAUUUAUUAUUUAUACAUUUAUAAGGUUCCUGAAUAGAUUCCCUGUUUACAAUAAAAGAAAUGAAAAUGCAUUAACAGGAUAGAAGUGAGCAAUAAGUUGAUGUUUGAUUUGAUGUCAAUUUUUCCUUAUGUUAACAACAUUAAACAUGAAUCAUGAAAACCGUCUGUUAGUUUGUGUCAAAAAGCCCUUUUCACCUGUUUACUGUGUUUUGUCCAUGCUUUUACUUCACCUCACUGUGUCAUUGGCACACAUGACAAAUGUGCAACAAUGUUUUAUUAUAGUCGAAACUAGAUUGUGAUGUUUAAUAUUGUACAUUUUUGCCUGAUUAAUUAUUAACGCAGCUGAAAUGGUUUAAAAUGUCAAAGGCUGGGUUUCCUUACUUUCAAUAAAUAUUGACCAAUAAUCUACAGCAAA